CCCGGAAGUGCAAGCCAAUCAUUUAAACGAAACAAAAGCCCUCGGAAGUGUCGCGUGUGUUUUUCUUUAUUCGGGAAAGAGAAACUGAAGAUUAAGUUUAAAAAUGUUACCGGACAAAGCGCUGACUGAAGAACGAUCUAAACCGCGCCACUGUUAUCGGAUUUAUUAGUUUUUGAUGUCUUUGAUUGACCGAUUCCAUACAUGUGUCAGUGUAGGGGAAUUCUGUGAUUAGUAUUGUAUUGUAACGCAGUUUAAACGAUUUCUGAUAGAUGGAGAAUUAAGGGAAUCUGUCUCUUAGGCAUUGUUCGUGUUUGGUGUGUUUGUGUUCGACUGUUGACUGUGAAGGAGAAGCUGCUCGUCCAGAAUGACUCUGGCAGUGUUUUUUGGCUGUGCGUUCAUAGCGUUUGGUCCAGCUUUCUCCCUGUUUGUGUUCACUAUCAUCAAAGAUCCGCUAAGAAUCAUCAUUCUGAUCGCAGGGGCGUUCUUCUGGCUGCUGUCUCUGCUGCUGUCCUCUCUGGUGUGGUUCAUCGCCGUGAAGGCCAGUAACGGGGCGCAGGACCCCACCCUGCACAGGGCACUGCUGAUUUUUGGGGUUUUCUUCUCGGUCUUGCUCCAGGAAGUGUUUCGCUUUGCCUACUACAGACUGCUUAGGAAAGCCAACGAGGGUCUGGCAGCCAUUAGUGAUGAGGACGGUUUGGACAUCUCGGUCCGGCAGAUGGCUUACGUGGCUGGACUGGGCUUUGGUAUCAUGAGUGGUGCGUUCUCCAUGAUCAACAUCCUAUCCGACUCUCUGGGUCCCGGGACAGUCGGCAUCUUCGGAGACUCUCAGUAUUACUUCAUUACAGCAGGUGAGCUCAUGCAAAGCCUCAUGGGCCGUCCAGAGUAUUCAACAGCUUCAACCAUGAGGUUUUUACACCUGACCAAUGUAUAA
Pimephales promelas (fathead minnow) is the source of this 931-nucleotide messenger RNA. NCBI's taxonomy places the organism in Eukaryota, Metazoa, Chordata, Actinopteri, Cypriniformes, Leuciscidae. The record is from RefSeq and is a predicted model, not a curated record.